AGUCAACUCCGAGAUUGAUUAUCCUGAACUUGUUCUCAAAACAAAAUCGCGCUCGGGUCAUUCAAUCCUUCAUUGAAGUAGAUCAUAGGAUACCCCACCUCACUGCUGGAUAUCCAUCUUCUACUUCUCUGACAUCGGAUUCGGCUGUGCAAGCGGCAUAUAAAAGUUCCCUUUAUAGAUAACUCUGUCUGCUCUGGUCGUGGAUAGCUGAGACUAUUCACAAAAACUCCAAUACAUUAUGACAUCCACAUUCAGCUUCGGCUUUGCGGGGGACGAUAUCGACAUCGAUGAUACGGAAAUGAACGAGACUCACGAGACGAACAAUGACCAGAAUGCUGGUGCGGGUUCUACACUCCCGGAGCUGAUUCCAGCUAAGAAACAUGAUGUGGCUGAGUGGAUCCCUACACUCCCAUCUCAAAUCUCAUUCAACAAGCUCAGACUGCCCACCAAAACUACUGCUGCAAACCAGCACCUCACCCUCGCUCGUCGGGACAUCUUCGACAUCCGCGCCCAACUCAUGGCUGAGGAUACUCCCGACGAGAACAACGAGGAACUAAUCGCCGGUCUGGAGAAAGGCGACAUCAAGCCCAAUUUCUACGAAGGCGGGUUCAAGACCUGGGAGUGUGCCAUCGAUUUAGCCAAGGUGCUUGUUGACACCGACGAGCUGGCUGCGUCGACGGCUACUGGUGAUAGACAUAUCAUUGAGCUCGGCGCCGGCACCGCCAUCCCAUCACUAUCUCUCUUCGCCCAACUCCUCUCUCACCCAGCAUCAGGACAGAGAACCCACUUCACAUUCGCAGACUACAACUCUGCCGUUCUCCGUCUCGUUACUUUCCCUAACCUCCUCUUAACAUGGUAUCACUACACACAAUCUUCUCCCUCUCCCUCCCCGUCCGAAGGACAGUCAGAAGAAGACGAACUCCUCGACAUAACCCCCACCCUCAUCCAAUCCUUCCAAGAAGACCUCUCUGCCCGCGGCAUCUCCAUCUCCUUCAUCUCGGGUGCCUGGUCGCCCGCUUUCGUCGACUUGGUUUUCUCCUCCACCACUUCUUCCACCCAGGAAGUACUUUACUCCCAAACACUCGUCCUCGCCUCCGAGACUAUCUACUCGCCUGCGUCGCUGGGGGCAUUCUCCGAGACGUUGGUCGCCUUGUUGCGUCGUGCUGCGCCGGGAGGACAGCAGCAGAGCGCGGCGGCGUUGGUCGCGGCCAAGAAGGUCUAUUUUGGGGUUGGUGGGGGUGUCGAUGAAUUUUUGGCGGUUUUGGGUGGUGUUGCUGGGACUCUGGGGGUCGAGGUCGAUGUGCAGGAGAGGUUGGAUGUUAAGUCUGAGGGGGUCGGGAGGGUGGUUUUGGGGGUUAGGUGUGCUUAG
Molecule: messenger RNA, 1369 nt
Organism: Aspergillus costaricaensis CBS 115574
Lineage: Eukaryota; Fungi; Ascomycota; Eurotiomycetes; Eurotiales; Aspergillaceae
Product: protein-histidine N-methyltransferase
Exons: 3
Coding region: 239-1369 (376 amino acids)
Biological process (GO): peptidyl-histidine methylation, to form tele-methylhistidine
Molecular function (GO): protein-L-histidine N-tele-methyltransferase activity
Source: RefSeq, a predicted model, not a curated record